Molecule: messenger RNA, 2783 nt
Organism: Vigna umbellata (rice bean)
Lineage: Eukaryota; Viridiplantae; Streptophyta; Magnoliopsida; Fabales; Fabaceae
Product: nucleobase-ascorbate transporter 12-like
Biological process (GO): transmembrane transport
Cellular component (GO): membrane
Molecular function (GO): transmembrane transporter activity
Source: RefSeq, a predicted model, not a curated record
GAGGGAAAGAAGCAAGACAAAAUGAGAAACAAAACAAAACUACGAAAGUAAAUAAUAAAAAAGUGAUUCUAAAUAACGCGGUUUUAGUUCAGUUUUAGCUUCUUCUCUUCUCACUUCACUCACUCACUGCACGUUUUUUCUCACACUUUCUUUCUCUUUCAUGCCGGAGUUUCAUCUCUCUCAUCCUCCGGACAAACUACAAAAACCCUAAACCUUCGCUUCACCACUCUGCUCUUCAGAUCUACACUUCAACAUAUCACUGAAGCCAUUAUGUGCUGCUAGCGAUGCCCGAUUCCGAUCCCAAAGCGCCACAGCGUCCGGGGCCGUGGCCACCGGCGCCGUUGCCGGACGCCAAGGCAAUGCCGCCUUCUACCUGGGCCAAGAAAACGGGCUUCAGGCCCAAGUUUUCGGGCGAGGCCAAUGCCAGCGACUCAGGUCAGAUAAGCCUCCAGCCCAAGCCCAAGGAGCCCGACACUAGCGUGGAUCUCGAAGCAGGUCGGGCUCCGGCCUCGACACCAGCCAACGGCGUGGCUCACCGUGACAAGGUCCCGCCGCUUCCUCCUCCCAAGGAUCAUGUCGUGAAGAAGCGCAGAGACUCUGACGGAGUCCCCAAGAGUUCCGUUUCCAGCAUUAAUGGCCAGGCGGCGGCGGCGGCACCGCCGCCACCUCCUCCGCCGGGGCGGCGGACUGUGAGUCAUGAGAACAUUGUGGACGACGAUGGUCUAGUGUCGAGGAAUUCGCAUAUGAAGUAUGACCUCAGAGAUUCACCUGGUUUAGUUCCCAUUGGGGUGUACGGCAUUCAGCAUUAUGUUUCGAUAUUGGGUUCGAUGAUUCUCAUUCCGCUUGUUAUGGUUCCGGCAAUGGGAGGCUCUCGCGAGGAUACUUCUGCUGUGGUGUCGACGGUGCUCUUUGUGUCAGGAAUGACUACACUGUUGCAUACAAAUUUUGGGUCGAGGUUGCCCUUGAUACAGGGGCCUUCUUUUGUAUAUCUGGCUCCGGCCUUAGCGAUCAUCAACUCCUCCGAGUUUCAAGGAUUAAAUGAAAAUAAAUUCAAACACAUAAUGAAGGAGCUGCAGGGGGCUAUAAUCAUUGGAUCGGCUUUUCAAACAUUCCUUGGAUAUACCGGCCUUAUGUCACUGUUAGUAAGGUUAAUCAAUCCUGUGGUUGUAUCCCCAACUAUUGCCGCAGUUGGACUUUCAUUUUACAGUUAUGGUUUUCCGAUAGUUGGUACGUGUCUGGAGAUUGGUGCUGUGCAGAUAUUAGUGGUUAUUGUGUUUUCUCUUUAUCUUCGUAAAAUAUCUGUUUUUGGGCACCGCAUAUUUCUAAUAUAUGCAGUUCCUUUGGGUCUCGCAAUCACAUGGGCAGUUGCUUUCUUGCUGACUGAAGCUGGAGUUUACAACUAUAAUGGGUGUGACAUAAAUAUACCUUCCUCAAAUAUGGUUUCUGAGCACUGCAGAAAGCAUGUCUCAAAAAUGAAGCAUUGUCGAGUUGAUACUUCUUAUGCAUUGGAAUCAUCCCCAUGGUUUAGAUUUCCGUAUCCGUUACAAUGGGGUACUCCUGUCUUCCAUUGGAAAAUGGCUCUUGUGAUGUGCGUGGUUUCCUUGAUCUCAUCUGUUGAUUCGGUUGGUUCAUAUCAUGCAUCUUCUUUAUUGGUAGCGUCUCGUCCUCCGACUCCUGGAGUUCUUAGUCGAGGAAUUGGUUUGGAGGGUCUUUCUAGUGUCUUGGCUGGUCUUUGGGGAACUGGAACAGGGUCUACCACCUUAACUGAAAAUGUUCAUACCAUUGCGGUCACUAAAAUGGGAAGCCGCAGAGCAGUUCAAUUGGGUGCAUGCUUCCUGAUACUGUUGUCUCUUGUGGGUAAGGUGGGAGGGUUCAUUGCUUCAAUUCCUGAAGUCAUGGUCGCUGGUCUCUUAUGCUUUAUGUGGGCAAUGCUUACAGCUUUGGGCUUGUCAAAUCUACGCUAUAGUGAGGCUGGAAGCUCUCGCAACAUCAUCAUAAUUGGGUUAUCACUGUUUUUCUCUCUUUCCGUACCUGCCUACUUUCAACAAUACGGCAUCUCCCCACAUUCCAACUCGUCAGUGCCCAGUUACUUUCAACCCUACAUCGUGGCUUCUCAUGGGCCUUUCCGCACCCAAUAUGGAGGGUUAAACUAUUUCCUGAACACAACCUUUUCUCUACACAUGGUAGUAGCUUUUCUUGUUGCUGUCAUCUUGGAUAAUACAGUGCCUGGCAGUAAGCAAGAACGUGGAGUAUACGUCUGGUCGGAAACUGAAGUUGCUAGAAGGGAGCCUGCUGUUGCUAAUGACUACGAGUUACCCUUGAGAGUUGGUCGGAUCUUCAGAUGGGUGAAGUGGGUUGGCCUGUAAAUGAUAAGUGUUUUCUUGGUUCAACAUUUUCAGUUUAUUGGAUGUUAUCAACCAACCAAGAAAUUGCUCCAAAUCUGCAUUCACAUCGUCUUAGAUUUAAUCAUGGUUAGUAUAGUUGGUGAUGUUACAGAGUUAAAUUGUGUAAAUUGAAGUUCCGGAGCGAUCUAUUUGUGUCAUAAUUUUAUCAGGGUCUAUUUAUUUCAAAAUUUAUUAGAGUAGCAUGUAUCUAGUUUUGAUUCAUUCAAAAUCUCCACAUGGAGUUUCUUCUUCAUUGCUUUAAGGCUGCUUUUGACAAAUCAUCUCGGUUAUGUAUAUAUUAUAUAUCAGCACAUUAUACCUUCUCAAUCGGGACUUUAAAGUUUUUGUUUAAUAUAUUUAUUCCGAUCCACCUAUUACCUUUGGCACGUAGCUGUUGUA